This is a messenger RNA of Ananas comosus (pineapple), 1585 nucleotides long. Its product is annotated as protein ROOT INITIATION DEFECTIVE 3-like. The record is from RefSeq and is a predicted model, not a curated record. Gene Ontology annotation, biological process: rRNA processing; DNA-templated DNA replication. Bases 1 to 1242 code for a protein of 413 amino acids. Gene Ontology annotation, molecular function: protein binding. Gene Ontology annotation, cellular component: nuclear pre-replicative complex. The transcript has 8 exons. NCBI's taxonomy places the organism in Eukaryota, Viridiplantae, Streptophyta, Magnoliopsida, Poales, Bromeliaceae.
AUGGAUAGGGGGAUGGGAGAGUGCGAGGCGGCAAAGGGCGAGGCGGCGGUCGAGGGCAUGUGUGUGAUAUGGAUAAGGAGAAUUUCAGAAAUAUUUUGGGUUGCUGGAGCCUCCGCUGUGGCGACGAAGAGCUUCCCCGCGGAGCCAAUCGGUCCCCUCGUGUCCAAUUCCGAAGGCGCUUAUAUCAUAGGUGGAGGAUCUUCGGGGGCUAUCUAUUUGUGGGAGGUGGCUAGUGGAAAGCUGCUCAAUAAGUGGAACGCCCAUUUACGCGCGGUGACUUGUCUCACCCUUUCAGAUGAUGAGUCUCUGCUAAUCUCUGGUUCUGAGGACGGAAGCAUCAGAGUUUGGUCCCUUAUGAAGAUGUUUGAUAGUAUGGCAGCGGCCGAGUCUGGGAGGCUUUACAUAUAUAGCUUCAGUGAACAUAUUUUCCCUGUGACCGACAUUGUUUCAGGCCAUGGGUUAUGCAACUCCAUUGUAGUUUCGUCUUCUAUGGACAAGACAUGCAAGAUCUGGAGUUUAUCAGAGGGCAGGAUAUUGAGAAGCAUAUCAUUUCCUGCAAUUAUUGAUGCUAUUGUGAUCGACUCUGCGGAGCAUACAUUCUAUGCUGGUGGUAGAGAUAGCAAGAUCUAUAUUGCUGCACUUAAUGUUGGAAGCAAUCCUCAUAGCAGCUAUGGGGAGUACAUCAUUGGCACCGUAAAUACAGACAGCAAGGGUAUAACAAGCAUGGCGCUUAGUGUUGAUGGAACCACCCUUGUGUUUGGAUCAAAUGAUGGUACAGUUCGAGUUUGGGAUAUUAGAAGAAAGGAAGCAACUCGUGUUCUUAAACAUGCUAAAGGUUGUGCUCUGGGGAAAUCCUUGCUCAUUGGUCCGGUCAAUAAUGUUCUUAUUGUUAGGGAACCUCUUCACUCUGUUCCUCCAGCAUUAUCAAAACGUGGCAGUUGGUUAUUACCACAUUCCUUAAGUAAGUACACAGACUCAACAGAUGGCGAGGUUGAUACAAAGGCUGUGAUCGGGCACCAGCGUCUUUGUAAUGAUCUGCUAGAUAGCAAGUACUUGAGCUCGCAGGUGCUGAUGAGUCAAAUUAAAGAGCUUCAGGUGCAGAAUUCGUCUGGUGCUGCCGAACUCGAGUUGGAAAGAAUCAAGCUAGAGCGCGAAAAAUUAACACAGGCGGUGCAGCAAUGGAAGAAGCUGUACCAAGAUUUGCAAAAUAUGGUUGUAGAUGACCUCUUGAGUGAACCCUAGUUCAUUGGCAACUAAACCUUUAGUAAUGUAUUAUCCGUUGAGCAUUUUUCUAUAGCCUAUUUCUUUUUUUAUUUUCCGCAAUGGCGCGGAGGUUUUGUGUGGUGCAUUGUUUUAAGUUCUUAGCUGCUCACAAAAUUUUUGGAACAUCCGUAUAUUUUGAUUUGUUUUUCAAAUAUUGUAAGCACGUAUAUGUACAAUUUAUGGAGAGAGAGAGAGAGAUCAAAACAAGUAAAAAUUCUGUACACAAAGGGAUUUUAUUUUUCUAUUGUUUUUUUUCCCCAUAGGGACUGGAAUUUUUGCUUAAACAUUUUAGUGUCUGAACAUUUUAAUAUUACAGUCGCGU